Phragmites australis (common reed) is the source of this 3833-nucleotide messenger RNA. RefSeq lists its product as uncharacterized. The record is from RefSeq and is a predicted model, not a curated record. Lineage: Eukaryota; Viridiplantae; Streptophyta; Magnoliopsida; Poales; Poaceae. Bases 94 to 966 code for a protein of 290 amino acids. The transcript is spliced from 2 exons.
GCCGCGCCCUCUUCUUAUCCCCCGGCGCCUCCUCAUACGUCGCUCCCGAUUCUCCCCGCGCCAGACAAAAACGUCUGAAAAGAACUCGCAACCAUGGAGGAGAGAAUCCUCCAACCAAAGGCCGAACCAGAAGCCAUCGCCGAGGCGCCCUCACCGCCGCAAGUGCCCUUCUCCGACGACGCUCCCGGGCUUUCCUCGGCGGACGUGGAGUCCGACGAGGAGGGGUUCGAGUUCGAGUUCCCGUCCAUCAGCAGGGACUCCCCCGCGGGCACCGCCGCGUUGGCCGACGAGCUCUUCGCGGACGGGCGCAUCAGGACGUUCUACCCGGUGUUCGGACGCCGCGGCGGUGUUCACAGCUCUGUCGACGGCCCGACGCAGCCAGCUCCGGCGGCGGCGUUGCGGGUGAGGGGGCAACUAGGACGGCUCUUCCUGGAGGAGUCCCGCUCGCGGAACUCGUCCACCAGCUCGACGACGUCCACGGCCUCCUCGUCGUCGUCCGCGGCGACGGACGACGACGGGGGCGGCCUGGAGGGCGCGUCGCCGGAGAGCUACUGCCUGUGGACGCCCGGCUCCUCCGCGUCGGGGACGUCUUCCCCGAGGCCGCCCAGGAAGAGCAGCUCCACGGGUUCCAUGGCGCGGUGGCGCCGCAUCAGCGAGCUCGUCGUCGGCCGCAGCCACAGCGACGGCAAGGAAAAGUUCCUGUUCCUCCCCACGCCACCGCACAAGGCGCCCAACAAGGACAAGCCAAGGCCUAAGCCGAGUCCUGCUGGCGGCAGGAAGGGUUCCACCACCCCCGCCGCAGAGGCCGACACGGUGACCGCCGUCCACCGGAUAGCAUACAUCGCGAAGGGCGGCAGCGGCGGCGGCGGCACGCCGCGGCGCACGUUCUUGCCGUACCGGGAGGAGCUCGUGGGCUUAUUCGCCAACGUGAACGGCAUCAGCCGGAGCCACCACCAUCCCUUCUGACUUCCAAUACAAGUAUUAAUUAGCGCAUGCGACCGAAUGCCGUGGGUUCGCCGCCACCGCGCUCUCACGGCGCCGGCGACGCCAGAUGGUCAGGCUUGGGCGCACCCUGGGGCGGCGCUCGCUACUUGAGUUGACGGUGCUAUCUUUAACUUGAGCUUUAUAUGAUGUUCUUAUCGGUAAUGGUUUAUGCACGCACGUUAAUUAACUUCGUCGACAGGCAAAAAUUCGAGGGAAAAAUACAAAAGAGAAGAGAGCUCGUGAUAGUGAGUAGCCGAUUUACGCUAUACGCUGUGCUUGUUGCUAUGAGAUUACUACUAGCCGAGAUUUACGCGGUUCAUAUCUUCAUAAUUGGGAGCAUGAUUUAUGCAUCUGUGCUACAAAAUUGAUGUGAUCUCUCCUAACGGAGCACCGGCGCUGGAAAAUUAGCUAACCAUCAUGAUGAUUGACGAAGUGGUAGCGGACGUGCUGUUCGUUUUAAGCUGCUUAAUUUGAAAUUUGGUGUUUCGUUACGUAGCUUUCGUCCCAAUCUUGUCUGCAAUUAUGGUGCCGAUGAUUUCUAGUUUUUUUCACGUGUUCAAGUAGUGUUCUAGAAAAAUUUGCAGGUCAGCCCACAACUCCUGAUCAGCCUGAUAGAUCCCGUGAUCAUACUAUGUUCUCCAUAGAGAGGUUUCACUGUAAGUUGCUUUCAGGUCUUAAUCUCGAGCAAGCCAACACUAGCUGGAAGCAGUAAAACAGGUGAGGCAUUUUGCUUCUGGAACACGCCCAAUCGACCGGUAACCGGACUUGACUCUUCAUCCAUUUCCGUUUAGUUUCGCGAUUUGCGUCGCUUCUCCCAGCAUGUUCCGUGUGGUAUUCUUUUCAGAAACGAAAGCAAUGGAAACUUCAAAUAAUGAAAUGGCGUCACGCUCGAUCUUAUACUCCUAUUAAAGGGUGUUGCCAUUUAACAGGAUCAUGCUUUUUUAUUUUUUUCUGACGACUCAUAACCUAUCUUUAACCUCCAAUUAACGACCUCUGUUGGAUCUCGCUACGCCCGCAGCCUUUUUUCAACGGAUGCCGGCUCGCUUCCCCGCCUCUCGGCUAUCCCCAGCGAUGACCCUGCCACCGGAUCCAAGAUUGCAACCUCUCACUAGCUAACAACUUGUUUUCACACUCCCACAGCCCAACACUAGCCCACCAGAGAUCCUCUACCUCUUAAGGUCGGUGACACCUUGCCGCUCCGCCCCACACUUGUCUCCUACACCGGCCAACCUCCCUCCCCUAAGAGCCACAGCUUCAUAUAGGAUGAGAUAAUGCGGAAAAAAGUAUACAAGUCCAUCCUUGUAAUUCCAUGGAUACAUAGCAUAGCAUGCAUAGUGUUGCCAUCCAGAGAUAUAUAUGUAUAUUAGGACUUGAGAUUUCUCUUGGUGUCAAGUCAUAUCGAUUCAAGCUGCCUAACACCUAAUGUUAGGCUACCGGUUUGACGCUCUACUAUAUUGGCGUGUAUGUUGAAGUUCUGGCCCUCUCCAGUCCUCUCAUCUGGACUUCCAUAAUGUCGGUUGGCCUGUAACUAUUGCACCAAACCAGACAGCCGUCGUAAUUUGCGGUGCAUGAUCCACUGAAUAAUUGCUGCAAAUGCAUCUACUCUCUAAAGAAUAUUGCUGCAUCGCAAUGCAUCUACUCUCGACGGAAGCAUGAUGCGAGUCAAACGCAACUCUGAAGUCUGAAACUCUGAGUAGAGUAGUAGUACAACUAGUCAAGUCAAUGCCAACCAAAAAAGCUCCAGACAUGUCGUUAAUCAAAGCCGGGCAAGAAAGAGAGAUCGUAUUUUGGACUGGUUAGGUCUGCAGCUCCGGUUCAAUUUGUCUCUUGUAUGGUGUAGAGUUAGGUUGGUUAUUGCUCGAGAAUCAAGGCUAAUGCUUGACUUGUGGGGUCAAUGGAGAUAGUUGUAUCCUCUAUUCAUCAUGGAGUAAAUUUUAGGUUUGUUUCUUACAUGUCUAAAUGAGACGGAAUUUUCUUGGUAGGAAGCAUACGUAUCAAUAGCAAGUUGUCUGCAGUGACUUUAUCGAUGACUAAGAUUCACAUCUUCGAUCGAUGUGUGUGAGUGCACGCAGUAGUGUUGGUGCGUUGGAUGAUGUGUGUGAGUGCGUGCUGUAGUGUGAUGCGUUCGUCUGUGUGUACUGGGGUUUCUUAAAAAAUAAGGUUAGUUAUUGCUCGAGGUGGUUGGCAUUAGAAACAGAGGAAAAGGUGAAAGGGACCAAAGCUACAUACCCUUCAGACUUGAGCCCUCAUGAUCACGGAUCACCACAUGCCUGCCGAAACACAAAUGCGUUUUCUUCAGCUGCUGCGCGCUGCUAGCGACACGGACGAAGCAUAUAAGCUGGUGCAUUUGCACACGUGCGGGGAGACUUCACACCCAGCUGGGUUCACACCGUAGAUGGGAUGCCAAACUGCCAAGACGUCGCGACCAAGCAAAGAUGUGAGAUGCUGGUUCAAGCAUGGACUGAACUUGUGUCACAAGAAACCCAUCGGCCUAAGGUUUUCACAAGAAAUUCACAAGAAACCCGUCGGCCUCAGAAAUAAGAACAGUGAUGUGAUAAUGGGAUCUGGAGAAUCUUUAGCCAGCUAUAGGCCGAGACAAAUUAUUUUCUUUUCAUCAUGUUUGAUUACAUCACCGUGUGUUUUUGCGGUUACUACUUCGAAGAGGCAGCAUCAUCUGUGGGAGAUUCAGAACCCGCGACUACUUCCGCCUGGAGCAGUGAGUCCCCAUGCUUGGAGCCGCUGGCCGACUCCGUAGCCUGGCUAGUGCUAUCUUUCCCAACUUCUGAUCUCGAAUCGCUGGAGUCACUUGAUAGAGAUUUCAGAUCCCAGGUGGAACUUUCUUGAUCAUG